AUGGAUGGAUGGAUGGAUGGAUGGAUGGAUGGAUGGAGGGGAAGCAGGAGCUCCUCAGAAGGUGAGCAGGUACUACCUGACCCUUCUCUUGUCUGGGAAUGAAGCCUAGAGCCACCACCAUGCCAAUCAGACCCUGGUUGGGCAACCACGGUCCUGCUUUUUCACCACACUGACUGAAGCCAGCACAAGCCCUUGAGCCCCUCCACGCCUACUGCUACUAUCCACAGCACAGCUGCAGAUGGCCUACAGGUCUUGUUCUCCACCUGGAUGUGACACAAAGCAGAAGUUGAAGGGGAAUGACUAGGGCAAAUCACAGAAGUCCAGUGACAGAAGAAUGCUUUAGCAAGAAGGGUGAACCUGGUGUCACUGGAUUGUUGUGUCCUCAAUAGAGGCUUGCAGGAGAGCAAGGAGAACCAGCAAAGGCAGAGAGAGGAACCCAAAAAUAGAACUGAAGGGGGAAAAAAAAAAAAGAAAGAAACCCAACAACCCCAAAUUCCUGUUUUUAAUGCCAAAUCCCAGCUUGCUCUCCUCCCUGUCACCCUGGCGACAUUCCUUAGGGUCGCCAUGGAAACGGGAGGCAUGGAGAGAGCAUCAUGGGACGAUACUCCAGGCGAGCCCAUAAGGAUGAGCCAAGGAACAGAGGCAUGAGAGAACCAACUAGGGGUAAAAGUGCCCUCAGCACCCUGAGAUCCCAUUGGAGAAGAAGGGCUGUCCCAAGCCAGCCAGGAGCCACGUCACCCAGCGCUGCUCCGGGGCUGCUGAGAGGACAAAACCUAACUUUGCACAGGCCCCGCACAGAAGGGAAAAGCAGCGACAGAGACGCAGUUCUGGGAGAGAGAAAGUCCAGGGACUUUGGGGCAGGGGACGCGGAGCCUUGGGAAGGCAUAGAGAAGAGAGCUCCGGGCUCCGGGAGAAGGGAAAGUUCAGCCAGAGGAAAGCGCACGCUCGGCUGAGGACGGAGCUCCCCGCGGGGUUUUACGACUGCCCUCGCCCACCGCCGCCAUGAACAUCUUCCGCAUCCUGGGGGACGUCUCCCACUUGUUGGCCAUCAUCAUCUUGCUGGUGAAGAUCCACAGGUCCAAGUCCUGUGCUGGUAUCUCGGGGAAAAGCCAGAUUCUUUUUGCCCUUGUCUUCACUACCCGCUACCUGGACCUGUUCACAACAUUCAUCUCCCUCUACAACACCGUGAUGAAGGUCAUUUUUUUGAUAUGUGCCUACAUCACCGUGUACAUGAUCUACGUGAAAUUCCGGAAAACUUUCGACAGUGAGAAUGACUCCUUUCGCCUGGAGUUCCUCCUGGUCCCUGUGACAGGCCUGUCCUUCCUGGAGAACCACAGCUUCACCCCCCUGGAGAUACUCUGGACCUUCUCCAUCUACCUGGAGUCUGUAGCUAUCCUCCCUCAGCUCUUCAUGAUCAGCAAGACAGGGGAAGCAGAGACCAUCACAACGCAUUACCUUUUCUUCCUGGGCCUCUAUCGUGCCCUCUAUAUCGCCAACUGGAUCUGGCGCUACCACACCGAGAAGUUCUAUGACCAGAUUGCUGUGGUCUCCGGGGUGGUACAGACCAUCUUCUACUGCGACUUCUUCUAUCUCUAUGUUACCAAAGUCCUAAAAGGAAAGAAGCUAAGCCUUCCAAUGCCUGUUUGAAGCCAUUUCCAGACAACACCAGAAAUUCCAAAGACGAAACUCUAAUUGACCACAGCUUUCCUUUCCUGGCCCUUGUUGACUGAAGAAUGGCUCAGCUGAGCUUCACUCCAGUGCCAGAAGACAGCGAGGCCAGGACAGCUGGUAUGCUUGUCACCUGGAUGAGACUCUCCCUCCAUUUUGUUGUGUUUCUUCUUACUUGAAAUUGGUGCUAAUGAGUAGUGCUGGCCAAUACUAAGAAAUGCAGAUCGUUUUCGUCCCUGUUCUUCCUAUCACUCACCUCCAUAACAUGCCUCUACCUUACCCUGAAACACCACAAGAAGUAAAAGGGAAACUGUCACAGUCUUUAGUCCCCAACGAAUGCCAAAGUGAAGAGGGCAUGUUAUCAUGAAGUCUGAUAACAUAUACAAAGGUCACUGGCCCCUAUGUGCAACCACAGAAUAGCCCAAGUUGGAAUGAACCCACAAAGACUGAGUCCCACUCCUGGCUCCACACAGGACCAUCCAAAAUUCAACUGUUAUACCACCGCUACAUGAACUACCGCCCUCCCACUGUGCCUGAACCCCGAUCUAUUAAGGUCCGCGUUACCUUCACGUGGCAAGAAUCUUCCAUUCCACAAGUAUUCCAGCACCCUCCCCACUCACCCAUCUCCAGUGAGGGUUCCUCACAUUCUACAGAUGAGGGACAUUUCAAUUAUAGUUCAGAGGGCCGCCAACAGAUGUUCUUAACCCCUUGGAUUCAACUUCUUUUAACAAACGGGAAGAAUGGGGGCAAAUGUUGUUUUAUGCUCCAAAAAUAAUAAAGACAAAGUUCACAAUUUAUUGACAACAGUGUUUUUAUUUAUACCUACAAAAGAAAACAAGAUGGUAUCAAAAGGACAAUUUACAAACUAAGAAUAGUAACAUAGCUCUUAGUAUCCUGUGUCUGAACACCACAGAUCUAUGAAUCUCUCAAUUCAAGUCUUCGUUAAUACAACAGGAAUGUGUUCAGAGACCAGCAAACGUGUGAAACGAGAUGCUGAUCCCACACAAAGCCACUAACCCUUCCAUUGUUCAGAGAAGUCCAAACAGUAAAUUGCUUCAGGAAGUGGGAGGGGAGGAGACACCCAAGUCGUAUGACACUCCCACAGAACUUUUUACAGAUUGAAAACAACGCAAACGAUACUAAAGGCUAAUGCUUAUCAACGAGGGCCCUCCAGCUGGUAUAUGGAACAGAGCAGCGAGCACCAGGUGGGACAGGGGCAGCACAUGCCACGGUGCGUUUAAGCAUUCAACAAUCUGGUUAACACUCUGAACUGAACCCAGACCCUGGACUUCAGCUGACCUCAGUAGCAAUAAAGCACUGCAAGACUUGGCAUAUAUAUGUUUACAUGUGCACAAGUCCCCCCAAAAGAAGUAAAAGCGAUAGCAAACUAUAAGGCAGCUUUGGUGGCCCAGAGACCCUUUCUAAAGCCAGUCAGCAAGAUGCCCUACUCCUACACCCCUCGAACACAUUUCUGCAUCAGUCACAAAUUUUAAAAAAAGUUAAAAAAAAUAAACCUCUAUGCUUGCUUGUGAGGGAGGCCAAAGACAGAUCAGUCAGUGCCUGGCUAAAUGAAAUGUUUCUGGCUUUCACUUAACACAAGCAAAGAAAUUGCUUGCCUAAGCAAUGGAAUUUGAAGAGGGGAUGAGGGAAGCAAGGUUCUGGAAAAAAAUCUCUCCCUUCUCCCUCUGUGUCAGCAACCUACCUGUGUACUGCACAAACCAAUGUGCAUUUAUCUCACAAAAUUAAUACUCUGGGAAUUU
Molecule: messenger RNA, 3428 nt
Organism: Phasianus colchicus (ring-necked pheasant)
Lineage: Eukaryota; Metazoa; Chordata; Aves; Galliformes; Phasianidae
Gene: KDELR3
Product: KDEL endoplasmic reticulum protein retention receptor 3
Biological process (GO): protein retention in ER lumen
Cellular component (GO): membrane
Molecular function (GO): ER lumen protein retrieval receptor activity
Source: RefSeq, a predicted model, not a curated record